CGCGUCUUCAGUGGAUGCAAAGCCCCAUUUCACUAGCUUUAAGUACAGUACUUUAGGUACAUUGGGAAGAAAUUGAGUGCAUGUGUCUUCUAGACUUCACUUCCAUGUUGCACUACAUCAUUGCAUUCAAAAACUUAUGCUUCUUUCCGUAAAAGAUGCUGAUAGGAAUUUGUGGCGCAAAAUGUGCCGGUAAGAGCACAGUAGCUCAAUACCUAAUAGAGCAUCACGGCUUCAAGAAGCUGCACUUAAAAUUCUCAGCACCCAAGAGCGAGACUCACCCGGACGCAUCCGAUUCCGAUGCAGGUUUGAUCAUCUCCGAUGCCCCUAAGAAAGGUCUCCCUCUACUUCGGAAGCAGAUAUCCCCAUCUUAUGCCUUCUCUACAACUACGGCCCUUCUGGACUUCGUAACGAAACACUGGCGCUCGCGCUGGGUUACAACAGACGUCCAUGAUGAGGCCGUCCUCGAUACCCUGAGUCGACGACCAUUCUUCAUUCUAAUCAGCGUCGACGCGCCUCUGACUGUGCGGUGGCAGCGUUACCAGCGACGAAGUAGUGAGCAACAGGAGACGGAAAAUCAAGACCCCAUCAGUCUAGAAGAGUUUGUAUCCCAAUCUGAUCAGCAUCUCUAUGAUGUCUCGCACGGUGUUCUCCCGCUCAUGUCACGGGCCGCGAUCCGGUUGCUGAACACCUCCUCGGACCUUGCACACCUGUACGCCACACUGGGUAAGCUGGACUUGACGAAUCCCGACCGCCUGCGCCCUAGCUGGGAUAGCUACUUUAUGGCUCUAGCAUCCCUCGCGGCGCAGAGGUGUAAUUGCAUGAAACGCGCUGUAGGGUGCGUAUUAGUAGAUUCCAGACAUCACGUCAUUAGCACGGGCUACAACGGGACCCCACGGCACCUAUUAAACUGCGGCGAAGGUGGCUGUCCGCGGUGUAACUCGGGAGAGAGCAGCGGAGCGGCAUUAUCUACCUGCCUUUGCCUUCACGCGGAGGAGAAUGCCUUAUUAGAAGCCGGACGUGAGAGGAUUCGCGACGGAAGCAUUCUGUACUGUAACACAUGUCCAUGCCUGACGUGUAGUAUCAAAAUUGUACAGGUUGGUAUCACCGAGGUAGUAUAUAGUCAAGGAUACAGCAUGGACACGGAAACGGCCGAAAUCUUUCGGAACGCUGGGGUAAAGUUAAGACAGUUUUCUGCGCCGGCCAACGGACUAAUACAUCUAGAGAAGAUGGAGCUCUACUGAUGCCUAAAGUAUAAUGGAUAGAUCUUGCAUGCUCUUUUAUACCUUCUGGAUUGCGAGGCUUGCGGGAAAUCUGGAUACACGGGUGACUUAGAUAGGAGGAGCAAAGAAAGGACUUUUAGACAAGGAAUCACUUAUAUGAUU
This is a messenger RNA of Daldinia loculata, 1382 nucleotides long. Its product is annotated as cytidine deaminase-like protein. The record is from RefSeq and is a predicted model, not a curated record. Bases 156 to 1241 code for a protein of 361 amino acids. The transcript is spliced from 3 exons. Gene Ontology annotation, molecular function: hydrolase activity; zinc ion binding. Lineage: Eukaryota; Fungi; Ascomycota; Sordariomycetes; Xylariales; Hypoxylaceae.